ACAACCAGGAGGAAUGUGAAGAGAAGCCACAUGAAUUUAAACACUAUAGGCAAUCCCUGGUUUCUCUAAAAAAUGUUCACACACAAAUGUUAAUACAAACUGGAGAGGGACCUUAUGAACGUACAGUAUGUGGGAAAGUCUUCACUUGUUCUAGUGACAUUCAAAGACAUGAAGAUACUCAUACUGGGUUGCAACUCUAUGAAUAUCAACAAUGUGGUGAAGCCUCAUCUUCUUCCACACGUGUUCAAAGACACAUGAGAAUACACAGUGUAGGUAAACCUUUUCAAUGUGAUAUAUGUGGGAAAGCCUUUCAUUUCUCUUCUUUAUUUAGAAGACAUGAAAUAACUCAUUAUGGAGAGAAACUCUAUGAAUGUAAACAAGAUCGUGAAACCUUUAUUUCACACACAAGUCUUCAAAGGCAGAGGAUCACACACAUGGGAAAUGCAUAUUUCAAAUGUAAGGUAUGUGGGAAAGACUUUGCUUACCCCAGUUUAUUUAGAAUACAUCAGAGAACACAUACAGGAGAGAAGCCUUACGAAUGUAAGCAGUGUGGCAAAGCCUUUUCUACAUCCAGUUACCUUCAAAUACAUGGAAGAACACAUACUGGAGAGAAGCCCUAUGAAUGUAAGCAGUGUGGAAAAGCCUUUUCUACAUCCCGUUACCUUCAAAUACAUGGAAGAACACAUAUUGGAGAGAAGCCCUAUGAAUGUAAGCAGUGUGGCAAAGCCUUCACUUAUUUGUCUGGCCUUUACAAACAUGAAAAAAUUCAUACUGGAGACAAGUCCUAUGAGUGUAUGCUUUGUGGCAAAGCCUUUGCUAGUUCUAGUAACCUUCAAAGACAUAGAAGAACACAUAUUGGAGAGAAGUCCUAUAAAUGUAAGGAGUGUGGAAAAGUUUUUGCAAGUUCCAGUGAUCUUCAGAUUCAUGGAAGAACACAUACUGGAGAGAAACCCUAUGAGUGUAAGCAGUGUGGCAAAGCCUUUACUACAUCCAGUAACCUUUACUCACAUGAAAAAACUCACACUGGAGAAAAGCCCUAUGAAUGUAAGCAGUGUGGUAAAGCCUUUGCUGCAUCAACUUCCCUUCAGAUUCAUGGAAGAACGCAUACUGGAGAGAAGCCCUAUGAGUGUAAGCAGUGUGGAAAAUCCUUCACUAAUUCCUCUGGCCUUCACUCACAUGAAACGGUUCAUAGUGGAGAGAAGCCUUAUCCAUGUAAGCAGUGUGGCAAAGCCUUUGCUAGGUCCAUUAGCCUUCAGAGACAUAGAAGAACACAUACUGGGGAGAAGCCCUAUGAAUGUAAGCAGUGUGGAAAAGCCUUCACUCAAUUCUCUGGCCUUUACUCACAUAAAACAAUUCAUACUGCAGAGAAGCCUUACCCAUGUAAGCAGUGUGGCAAAGCAUUCGCUCGUUCCUCUGACCUUUACUUACAUAAAACAAUUCAUACUGGAGAGAAGCCUUAUGCAUGUAAGCAGUGUGACAAAGCCUUUGCUGCAUACAGUAGCCUUUACAGACAUAGAAGAAAACAUACUGGGGAGAAGUCCUAUGAAUGUAAGCAUUGUGGUAAUUUCUUUGCUAGUUCCAGUUACCUUGCCAAACAUGAAAAAACUCAUACUGGAGAAAAGCCCAAUGAGUGUGAGCAGUGUGGCAAAGCCCUUUCUACAUCCAGAUACCUUCAGAUUCAUAGAAGAAUGCAUACUGGGGAGAAGCCCUAUGAGUGUAAGCGGUGUUUCAAAGCCUUUGCUAGUUCCAGUGAACUUCAAAGACAUGGAAGAAUACAUAUCGGAGAGAAGCUCUAUGGUUGUAAACAAUGUGAAAAAGCCUUUGUUACAUCUGCUCAGCUUCACUUACAUGAAGGAACCCAUAGUGCAGAGAAAUCGUACUCAUGAAAACAAUUGGCAAAGUCUUCUGUUAAUAAUGUUUCACUCAUUAACAUGUAGUAAUUUUUCUGUAGAAAAAUUCUUUGAAUGUGAAAUGUGGGAAAUCAAUAUUUCUUGUCAAAGUGAAAAAAGUGCUCACAUGUCCAAAUCUAUCUAUCUAUGUAUCUAUCUAUGUAUCUAUCUAUGUAUCUAUCUAUCUAUCUAUCUAUCUAUAGUACUGGGGAUUUAGUCUGGUGGUCAUCUAUCACUGAGCCACAAACUUUUUCCUUUUUAUUUUGAGAGAGGGACUUGCAGAGUUCUUUAGGGCCUUGCUUAUGUGCUGAGUUUGGCUUCACAUUUGUGAUCCUUCUGCCUCAGACCCCGAGUCUCUGGGAUUAAAGGCAAACACUACUAGAUCCAACUGAAUAAAGCUUUAAAUGUGAAGAUUGGAAAA
Molecule: messenger RNA, 2310 nt
Organism: Marmota monax (woodchuck)
Lineage: Eukaryota; Metazoa; Chordata; Mammalia; Rodentia; Sciuridae
Product: zinc finger protein 700-like
Exons: 1
Coding region: 87-1886 (599 amino acids)
Biological process (GO): regulation of transcription by RNA polymerase II
Molecular function (GO): RNA polymerase II cis-regulatory region sequence-specific DNA binding; DNA-binding transcription factor activity
Source: RefSeq, a predicted model, not a curated record